Phascolarctos cinereus (koala) is the source of this 735-nucleotide messenger RNA. The record is from RefSeq and is a predicted model, not a curated record. Lineage: Eukaryota; Metazoa; Chordata; Mammalia; Diprotodontia; Phascolarctidae.
AUGACUGCCCGGCGGCACCCUCCGCCGCCUCCUCCCCCAGCGCCCAGGCCGGGCCGCCGGGCCUGCCGCCCCCCUCCGCUGCGCCUCCGCGCCACUAACCCCACACCAGUCCCCGCCGCCGCUCCUCCUCCUCCUCCGCUGCCGCCUCCUUCCUCUCCUCCUCCGCUGCCGCCUCCGCCUCCUCCUUGGCCGCGCCGCCGCUGCCCCGCCGCCGCCGCCGCCGCCGAGUUUUUUCACUCAGCCUCCCCUGCCGUAAAGCGCCGUCGCUGUUACCCCCCCGGUAAAGUUUCCUGUCCCCAGCUUUACGACACUUCCCUGCCUAGCGGCUUUCCGAGUGCUCAAAAGGAAGGCGAGGAGGAGAAGGCGGGACAGACCCACCUGGGCUGGCGCGAGGGUAGCAAGGGCGGUUCGCUGCGCUCCAGUCGCGCGGGCCCUUCCCCUUCCCCUCCCUCCGGCAGCUGCUGGGUGGAGUUCCCCGGAGCCGCGGGCGGGGGUGGCGCGGCCGACUCGGGAGUCCUUCCCCCCAUGCCAGCAGCCCGCGCCCCCGCUCACCUUUCCAGUCUCCUUCGCUGGGCAUGAGUGCGAGUGGAGAGCGUGGGGCUGCGGGUCAGAGAUAGUAAGUGCUACAUUUACUAGCAUUGCAAGAUGGAGGACUAUUAGUUCCGCUUCCAGGAGCCGUGAAAAGGUAGUCGCUCUCACUCUCCCCUAUCAACCUCUGAAAACCCAGAAAAUAUC